Mycena indigotica is the source of this 2181-nucleotide messenger RNA. RefSeq lists its product as uncharacterized. The transcript has 3 exons. Bases 1 to 2181 code for a protein of 726 amino acids. Lineage: Eukaryota; Fungi; Basidiomycota; Agaricomycetes; Agaricales; Mycenaceae. The record is from RefSeq and is a predicted model, not a curated record.
AUGCCUGAUGAAACAACAGAAAGCGGGGAACGCGGAAGUCUGUUGGCAGACAAAGAAGCAAACGACUUAUCUCACUCCACUUUCCUGCGUCGCUCCCCUUCCAUCAUUUUUUCGACUCUCUUCUACAUCGCGCUGGCGCUGUACGCAUGGGUCGUGACUUGUAUUCUGGCACACAAACCGAUUGGCGUCAAACAAUACGGUGUCAAUAUUGUCAACAAGGACAAUAGUGGCUGGGGGUGGAGAGGGGCAAAGGCCUAUCAUGCUCUCUAUGUCAACAGCGAGAAACAUUUCAGAACUGCCCGCCUUAUUCAGACCAUUGUCUCCGUUUUGACCAUCCCCUUGACAUCUGCUGUCUGCGUGCGUGCUGCAGUAGUUUUCUUGCAGUCAGGAAGGGCUAGCCAUGUCACAAUGCGUCAAGCUAUCACUCUCGCAGAUGAAUCAUGGACCGACCUUGCAGUUAUCGCUCGUUUAUUACUUGGCGGCUGGAAGCGCUAUGGGUCUUCUCUCUUGCUUUCGGCUAUGUUCCUACAUGCGCUAGGCAUUGCUAUAUCGCCACUACAGGAAGUAUAUCUGACAACGAAAACCAUCCGCACACCGACGUAUCCUCAAAUGAUGAGGAAUUUAGUUGAUAUUCCCGACCAGUUUGACUCUCUCAGGAGGAGCGAUACCGACUACGGCUACGUUACUGCCCUGACACGAUCUCGACUUGCUUCCACAACAAACUCCCAACCUCAAAUCAAUCUGUGGUCGCGCGCUCCGGACUGCAACACACUCACACAAUCCAAAAAUUCUUUAUUGUGUCUAUUGAAUGGCAAUCAAUAUAUCCUCGGUAAUAUGUCGUUGCUCAACGACCCAUUCUUUUCGCAGCUACCAACUGGUUUUUCAACUGGUCUCAUAAAACAAUUUGCCCCGCGAAUCAACUCAACAGCUCAUCGCGAGAAUAUCACGGCUGCCGAUUUCCCCUCCAACUGCAACCAGAUACCCGACGCUCUAUGGCUUCGUUAUGCAAAUACAUCGUCGUCAGGCGCCUAUGCUCUUGAAGUUUGUAUGCCUGGGAAUAUGACCGCCACCCCUUGGAAAUCCACGCGUUCGCGACAGGAUUUCCGAGAAGAGUUGUAUCUCAACAUCACGUUUUCUGGUUUUGAAUGGCUGUCGUUCGGUCGUGCAAACGGCUCGUACUACACCAAAAUCACUCUCGAUACCACGGCAGGGUACUUUGAGCUACCCAACUAUAUGAAUGGGGGUGUGAACGGGCCGUUGAUCAACGACAACCCGAGUAAUUAUUGCGACAUCAGUUGCACGAUCCAAGGACCAUGGGGCUCAAAGGGCCAAGACCCCAUCUACGACCACAAUAUUACCCGCCGCGCUCCCCUGACCGGCUCACCGACUGAUACUGCCCAACAACUUUCCCGAACACGAAACAAAGGCCCGCUUCUCAUCAUCACUCUUGCCCUCUUUGGGAUGGGCUCUUUCAUCGACAAAGCCCAAAGCUACCAGUCUUACUUCAGUGCUGCGAAGAACAACAACGCCACAGGCUUCUGUCUCGAUGCAGUUCCAUUCAUGCCGUUGCUUCAUGACUGGCUCAACCAAGAAAAUGUCGGAAACAGUCUAGACCCAUGCCUUCCAUACCGUGACAAUCCUUCGUUUAUGGCGGUCUAUGUUGUAUAUUAUCUGUGGGCGUUUCUCUACAAUGGGAAUGAUGGUUAUGCAGGUGAAAGAGUUCAGAACGCCUUCACCUCAGCGGCCUUCCUUGCGAACCAAGCUUGGAUGUCAUCCAUAAUCGACGGAACUCUAUGGGUAUCUUACGAUCUAGGCGCAGAGACACGGGUGCCUGUUAUUUCAGACAAAGCUAUCCUCUUCUUGUCAGUGUUGCUGGGGGUCUACCUUAUCAGCCUUCUUGCCUUAGCUACCUAUGGCGCGUUAUCUCCUCAUUGGACAUCCCGGUUGGACUCGUUCGCCAUGAUACGCAUUGGCGCUUCACUCGCCGAUCGUUUCCCAUUGGUGGUUGUAAAGGAUAUAUCAGAAUUGAAGGUUCUUGACGAGACUCCAGGCUGGAUUGGGGAUGCAAGUGGGGGGAUGGGCAACGUGGGGGAACUUGGUAUCGGUGCGGAUGCGCCGCUUGUAACAAGACGGAGGUAUCGGUGCUUCGAAGCCGACCAUGACCAUCGGACAGGCAGGUAA